CUUUUUAUUAGUCAAAUCAAAUUAACCCAUGAAAAAAAAUACCCAAUAAUCCACAAACACAAUGAUAAAUUGCCAUUCAUUCAUCUCUUCCCCUCUCUCAUGCACACAGACAACAUGGCGGCAUGUUUUUCCCUCUACUACUACAACCACCAGAAUCAUAUAAGCUGGGCGCCUUUGAUGCAUAAGAAAGGCAAAUCCAAUGUUUCGGUUGAAGCGCCAUACCAGAGGACAUGCCAAUCAUGGCCGUCAAGCCUUGCGGUCUAGGACGUGUUGCUCUGCAGGAGUCACAGCCUCUCUUGAUGUUGACUUCUCUCCAUCACACGCAACCAUUUCAGUGGAGCCUUUUAGCGUUCUCGAGGCUGUUAGUGUUAGGAAUAUCAAGGUAGAUAUACCGAAAACGUCAGAAACCUCAAAUUUAAUCCAGAGGUUGAUGCUGGCAGAUUUGGACCCUGCCACAGCUAAGUUAGCUAUAGGUAUCUUAGGGCCGUUCCUCUCAGCAUUUUCCUUUCUAUUUGUUUUGAGAAUAGUAAUGUCCUGGUACCCAAAGCUUCCUGUUGGGAAGUUUCCAUAUGUAAUAGCUUAUGCUCCCACAGAACCGCUUCUCAUUCCAACCAGGAAGUUGAUUCCACCACUUGGAGGAGUGGAUGUGACUCCUGUGGUAUGGUUUGGCUUAUCAAGUUUCCUUAACGAAAUAUUGGUUGGUCCACAAGGGCUUCUAGUUCUUCUUUCUCAACAGAUCAACUGAUUUGCUUCCAAGCUGCACCAGGCAUCAAAUUGUAUAUUCAGUUUUGUAAAGGCUGAGCUUGUUUAUUCAUUCAUUUAACCAACAAGAGUUGGUGCUUGUUGACAACAAAUUUGUUUAUUCAUUCAGCCAACAAAUACGGGUGCUUAUUGAUGACAAAAUGUGUUUGAACUUGUGAA
Molecule: messenger RNA, 921 nt
Organism: Populus euphratica (Euphrates poplar)
Lineage: Eukaryota; Viridiplantae; Streptophyta; Magnoliopsida; Malpighiales; Salicaceae
Exons: 2
Coding region: 200-745 (181 amino acids)
Cellular component (GO): chloroplast thylakoid membrane
Source: RefSeq, a predicted model, not a curated record